CCUCCGUCCUCUUCCACUUCCUCUCCUCCCCCAAAACCCAGGGAGACAUCCACCACCGCGAUGCUCGCCGCCAGCACGCGCCUCCCGCCUCCGCCCGCCACCUCGACACCUCCCGCCCGCGCCGGCGGCGGCGGCAGCGGAGGCGGAGGCGGAGGAGUGGAGUUCCGCCGCAAGCUCCACUUCCUCUCGGCGGAGCUCCACCUCGACCCGUUCCCUCUCCUCGCCCUCCACCCGCCGCUCCGCUCCGCGCCGCUGCCGCAGCUCCGCGCCUCCCUCAGCCUCCUCCUCUCGCACGGACUCACCGCCGGGGACGCGGCCCGCGUCUUCCAGGCCUUCCCGUCGCUGCUCACCUCACCUCCCGACGAGCCCCUCCGGUUCCUCUCCGCCGACGCGCCGCUGCCGCCCCCGCUCCUCCGCGCCGCGGCCGUACGGUCCCCGCGCCUCCUCGCGGCGUCCGUCCCGGAGACCCUCCGCCCCGCGCUGCGAUUCCUCCGUCGCCGGGUGGCCCUCCGCCGGAGGCCCCUACCGCUCGCCGCCGCGCUGCUCCUCGCCUUCUCCGUCGACCGCACCCUCCUCCCCAAGCUCCUCUUCCUCCACGAUGUCACGGGGCUGCCCGACCCGGCCGUCUGUGCCAUCCUCAGACGCGCCCCGGCCAUCCUCUCGUACGGGAUCGAGACCAAUCUCACGCCUAAGCUCCAGUUCCUCGCCGACCGCAUGGGGAGGGACCCCGCCGUCGAGCUCCCCGAGUUUCCCCACUACUUUGCCUUCAGCUUAGAAGGGAGGAUCAGACCAAGGCACGAGGCAUUGAGGGAGAGGAGAGUUCAGAUGUCGCUCAAGGACAUGUUGACAAGUAGCGAUGACGAGUUCAGAGAACGGCUGGUCGAUGCGGCACUCUCUGCUGCCAGGUAGAGAUGGUGUGCCAACUUGAAAGCAUGAUAUGCAUUGACAGAAAGAUAGCUGCAGUACUCUGGGUACAGGAAUAUCAGCGCUUGAAUUCAUAUUUGAUGAAGAAGAUUACUUUCCGGCUGGAUCAAUGGCAUCAGCAAUAGUUUGAAGAAUAAAAUGGAUUUCUUGUGUUACUCUGGGUUCAGCAUAAGGCUUAAAUGCUAGGAAGGGAUAUAUGAAGUUCACAGGGUUAUUAGAGAUCAUUGGGAUUGAGAGCCGCAAUGGAUAUUAUUUUGGUAUUGUCUACGCAUCAUUGUAGGAAGUAAAAAAACGUUCAAUAAUUAGAAAAAUGAUCCUGCUGCUAAGGUCAUGAUGGGUUUACAGUUCACCUCAUAGCCUUGUAAAAAAUGGUGCUAGAGCAUGAGCUGUUCGAGGAGAGGGAAUUUCAGAAUUGAUGACGAAGAUGCAAGGUCUCCUCAAGGUUAGGCCAACAAAAAAUCGGACCACUACUAGUCCUUCGUGCACAGCAUCAUAUUGCAUCCAUGUCCGCCGGAUCACCAUCCUCCGC
Molecule: messenger RNA, 1453 nt
Organism: Oryza brachyantha (malo sina)
Lineage: Eukaryota; Viridiplantae; Streptophyta; Magnoliopsida; Poales; Poaceae
Product: transcription termination factor MTEF1, chloroplastic-like
Exons: 2
Coding region: 61-909 (282 amino acids)
Biological process (GO): regulation of DNA-templated transcription
Molecular function (GO): double-stranded DNA binding
Source: RefSeq, a predicted model, not a curated record